AUGGCGCAGCGAGGAAUCCAAAUGAACCAGGACAAACUCUGCUGUUCGAUCUGUUUGGAUCUCCUCAAGGAUCCGGUGACUAUUCCCUGUGGACACAACUACUGUAUGAACUGUAUUCAAAUCCACUGGGAUGAAGAGGAUCGGAAGAACAUCCACAGCUGUCCUCAGUGCAGACAGACCUUUGCACCGAGGCCUGCUCUGGGGAAAAACACCAUGUUGGCAGAAUUAGUGGAGGAGCUGGAGAAGACUGGACAAACUGCUCCUGCUAAUCACUGCUAUGCUGGACCUGAAGAUGUGAGCUGUGAUGUCUGCACUGAGAGAAAGCUGAAAGCUGUCAAGUCCUGUCUGCAGUGUCUGGUCUCUUACUGUGAGCAGCACCUCCAGCCUCAUUAUGAAUCCCCCGCUUUUAGGAAACACAAGCUGGUGGACACAUCCCAGAAGCUUCAGGACAAUAUCUGCUCUCAUCACAAUGAAGCUAUGAAGAUCUUCUGUCGCACUGAUCAGCAGUGUAUCUGUUAUCUGUGCUCCAUGGAUGAACAUAAAGGCCACGACACAGUUUCAGCUGCAAAAGAAAUAAGUGAGAAGCAGAGAGAGCUCGAGGUGUGUCAGGAGAAAAUCCAGCAGAAAAUUAAGGACCAAGUUAAACACAUGCGGGUUCUUCAGCAGAAAAUGAAGGCCAUCAGUCAAUCUGCAGAUAAAGCUGUGAGGGACAGUGAGAUGAUCUUCACAGAGCUUAUCCGCCUCAUAGAAAAAAGAAGCUCUGAUAUAAAGCAGCAGAUCAGAUAUAAGCAAAAAAAGGAGGUGAGUCGACUUACAGAGCUUCAAGAGAAGUUGAGGCAGGAGACUGUUGAUCUGCAACAGAAGAAAUCUGAGUUGGAACAACUCUGUCACAUGCAGGAUUACAUCACCUUUCUACAAAGGUAUCCCUCACAGUCAAGCUUGACUUUCAGUGAGGAGCCACCCAGCAUCAGUAUUCACCCUCUGUGUAACUUUGAUUAUGUGACAGCUUCUCUGUCAGAAAUCCGGGAAAAGAUACAGAACAUACUCAAAAGACAAUGGACCAAGCUAUCAGCAACAUCCUCCACUAUUGGAGUGUAUCUGGACCACAGUGCAGGUACUCUGUCCUUCUACAGUGUUUCUGACGACAUGACUCUCCUCCACAGAGUCCAGGCCACAUUCACUCAGCCGCUCUACGCAGGAUUUUUUGUUGGUCAUGGAUCUGUAGUUGAGCUCAAGUAG
Messenger RNA from Pelmatolapia mariae (spotted tilapia), 1239 nucleotides. RefSeq names its product E3 ubiquitin/ISG15 ligase TRIM25-like. The transcript is spliced from 2 exons. NCBI's taxonomy places the organism in Eukaryota, Metazoa, Chordata, Actinopteri, Cichliformes, Cichlidae. Gene Ontology annotation, molecular function: zinc ion binding; protein binding. The record is from RefSeq and is a predicted model, not a curated record. Bases 1 to 1239 code for a protein of 412 amino acids.